AUGCUCUCACGCACUAUCCGACCCGCCGCAGCCCUUCUUGCUCGUCCCGCUGUCCAACAGCAGACGAUGGGGAUGGCGACGCUGAAAGAAAUCGAGCAGAGGUUGAAGAGUGUGAGGAAUAUCGAGAAGAUUACCAAGUCCAUGAAAGUCGUCGCCUCCACCAAGCUCACCCGCGCCGAGCGCGCCAUGCGCGAAGCCAAGAAAUACGGAGCGGCCAACAACGAAAUCUUCACCAACUCCAAGGGGGAUUCUUCUUCCGAGGGUACCCCCAAGAUCCUUUACCUCGCCAUGACAUCCGACGGCGGUCUCUGCGGCGGUAUCCACUCGGGCAUCACCCGCAUGGUCAAGCGCGAGCAGGCCAAGCAGGCUGGUGAUCUCGCCGUCGUGGGCGAUAAGCCCCGCGCGCAGCUGUCACGGGCCAUGCCAGAGACGUUCAAGGUGACGUUUGGGGGCGUCGGGAAGGACGUGCCGACGUUUGCAGAGGCGAGCGUUAUUGCCGAUGGGAUUAUGAAGAACGGGGGGGACUUUGACGAGAUCCGCCUCGUCUACAACAAAUACGUCUCUGCGAUCGCUUACGAACCCGCCGUCAACACAGUCAUCACCGCCGCUGCGCUCCGCCAGGCGGCCGGGUUCCAGGCGUACGAGAUGGAGGAGGAUUCCAGCAAUGAUCUCGCCGAGUUUGCCCUCGCGAAUGCGAUCUACACGGCUUUGGUCGAGGGGCAUGCGGCCGAGAUUUCGGCCAGGCGGACGGCUAUGGAGAAUGCGUCCAACAACGCACUCGACAUGAUUGGCUCCCUCCAGCUCCAGUACAACAGAGGUCGUCAAGCCGUCAUUACCACCGAGCUUAUCGAUAUUAUUACCGGUGCCUCGGCGUUGUAA
This is a messenger RNA of Dioszegia hungarica, 879 nucleotides long. Its product is annotated as putative ATP synthase gamma chain mitochondrial precursor. The record is from RefSeq and is a predicted model, not a curated record. Gene Ontology annotation, molecular function: proton-transporting ATP synthase activity, rotational mechanism. The transcript has 4 exons. Lineage: Eukaryota; Fungi; Basidiomycota; Tremellomycetes; Tremellales; Bulleribasidiaceae. The coding region runs from base 1 to 879 and encodes 292 amino acids. Gene Ontology annotation, biological process: proton motive force-driven ATP synthesis.